UUCCGGAGGCGGAGAGGACUGGCGGGGCGGGGUGGGGGGGGGGCGGAGGCGAGGACGGGGGAGGCGGGAAGGGUGCGCACCGCCCGCCCCCUCCCUCCCCCCGCCUCGGCCCUGAAGGGGGCUGGAUGGGCGAGUUGGGCGCGAUGGCUCGAGCCUGGGCGGCGGCGGCGGCGGCAGCCGGAGGUGGCGGCGCGUCUUCCUCUUUGCCCCGGCGCCGGCGGUGAUCGGAGCGAGCGGCCGCGGCCCCCGAUGAGACUGCUCGCGGGCUGGCUGUGUCUGAGCCUGGCGUCCGUGUGGCUGGCGCGGAGGAUGUGGACCCUGCGGAGCCCGCUCACCCGCUCCCUGUACGUGAACAUGACGAGCGGCCCGGGCGGGCCGGCGGCGGCCGCGGGCGGCAGGAAGGAGAACCACCAGUGGUAUGUGUGCAACAGAGAGAAGUUAUGCGAAUCACUCCAGGCUGUUUUUGUUCAGAGUUACCUUGAUCAAGGGACACAGAUCUUCUUAAACAACAGCAUUGAGAAAUCGGGCUGGCUAUUUAUCCAAUUAUAUCACUCUUUUGUAUCAUCUGUUUUUAGCCUGUUUAUGUCUAGAACAUCUAUCAAUGGGUUGUUAGGAAGAGGCUCAAUGUUUGUGUUUUCACCAGAUCAGUUUCAGAGACUGCUUAAAAUUAAUCCAGACUGGAAAACCCAUAGACUUCUUGAUUUAGGUGCUGGCGAUGGAGAAGUCACAAAAAUCAUGAGCCCUCAUUUUGAAGAAAUUUAUGCCACUGAGCUGUCUGAAACUAUGAUAUGGCAGCUUCAGAAGAAGAAAUACAGAGUGCUUGGUAUAAACGAAUGGCAGAAUACAGGGUUCCAGUAUGAUGUCAUCAGCUGCUUGAAUUUGCUGGACCGCUGUGAUCAGCCCCUGACUUUGUUAAAAGAUAUCAGAAGUGUCUUGGAGCCAACUAGAGGCAGGGUCAUCCUUGCUCUGGUCUUACCUUUUCAUCCCUAUGUGGAAAACGUAGGUGGCAAGUGGGAUAAACCAUCAGAAGUUUUGGAAAUCAAGGGACAGAACUGGGAAGAACAAGUGAACAGUCUGCCUGAAGUUUUCAGAAAAGCUGGUUUUGUUAUCGAAGCUUUCACCAGACUGCCGUACCUGUGUGAAGGCGACAUGUAUAAUGACUACUAUGUUCUAGAUGACGCUGUCUUUGUUCUCAAACCAGUAUAAACACGUGGAGGUCGAAGUCUUCAGAGUCCACCCCAAGAAUCUACAGCACCUUCAACAUGGGCUUCCAGUGGCUAAAGUGACCUACCACGUUUGUGAAGAUGCCCAAGUACCCCACAAAUAAGCUUAUAUCCAAUGCACCUGUGUUGCAGCUGGAAGCCAGUGGACUGAGCCAGGGCUGUCCAGGCCAAGUUCUGCUGCCUAGGAGUCCCCUGAGCACAAAGCUGGGCUCAUAAUUGACUUGAAACAACCAGGAUGCUCACUAAGUCACAACUUACCAAAGAUACAGAAUCAUAAAUUGGCAGAAGGACGUUCACACUGUAUCCACGCUAAGAUCUAAGUGAAAAAAAUGCAUCCAGGAUCAUUAAGGAAAUAUUACUGCAAUAUAAAAUUCGACAGCCUGCCUUUUUGCAAUUAGUGGAUGAUGAGACGAGAGCUAGGCAACAGUGAACAGCACAAUAAAAACAGUUUCACGUUUACUGUGGCUAUCUGCAUAUUCAUAUAUUUUGCUGCUUGCCUUAUCAAUUCUAAUAUAUUUGUAUUGUCUGUCUUCUAUGUAGUAGUUGAUUCUAACUUUUUAGUUGUCAUUUGCUUUUUAAAAUUUUAUUUUAAAGUAAACUUUUAUUUUGGAAUCAUGUUAGAUUUGGAGAAACCUUGCAAAGAUAGUACAGACAGUUCCUGUAUAUCCUUAACACCCUAAUGUUAUCUUUCUUAGUAGCCAUGAUAUGUUUGUCUAAACUAAGAAAUUAACGUUGGUAUACUACUACUUAAGUAAGCUACUGCCUACUGCAGUUUUGCCCAUUAAUGACCUUUUUUUUUUCUGUCUUAGGAGCCAGUUCAGCAUACCAUAUUCCAUUUAGUUGCUUACUUUUAAAAUUGUUAGUGUUUACUGACACAGUACCGUUAUUUAUCUUUUUCUUCCAAUUUUUUAUUGUAAAAUCACAUGAAAUUUACCAUCUUAACCAUCUUUAAGUGUUCAGGUCAGCGGUAUUUUCGUACAUUCAUAUUGUGCCACCAUCACUACAGUCCAUCUUUACUCUUCAUUUUGCAAAACUGAAACUCUGUACCCAUUAAACAGGAACUCCCCAUUCCCUCUUCAUCCCCAGCCCCUGGCAAUCACUAUUCUACUUUCUAUGAAUUUGACUGUUCUAGGUACUUCCUAUAAGUAGAAUCAUACAAUGUUUCUCUUUUUGUGACUGGCUUGUUUCACUUAGGGCAAUGACCUCAAGGUUCAUCCUUGUGUCAGAAUUUCUUCCUUUUUUUUUUUUUUUUUUUAACUUUUUGGUCAUGCUGUGUGGCGCGUGGGAUCUUAGUUCCCUGACCAGGGAUUUUAUUGUAAAAUCACAUGACAUUUACCAUCUUAAUCAUUUUUAAGUGUUCAGUUAAAACCAAGUGGAAGCUUGGGAGUCUUAACUGCUGGACCACCAGGGAAGCCCCUCUUCCCUUUUUAAGGCUGAAUAAUAUUCCAUUAUAUGUAUUUCGCUUAUCCAUUCAUCUGUCAGUGGACAGCUGGGUUACCUCCACCUUUCUAUUAUUGAGAAUAAUAAAAUGCUGCCAUGAACCUGGGUGUACAAAUAAUCUGUUGAGUCGCUGUUUUCACUUCUUUUGGGUAUAUACCCAGAAGUCGAGUUGCUGGAUCAGAGGGUAAUUUAUAUGUUUAAUUUUUUAAGGAAUUGCCAUAUUGUUUUCUACAGUGGCUGCAGCAUUUUACGUUCCCACCAACAGUGCACAAGGGUUCUAAUUUCUCCACAUCCUCCCUAACACUUGUUAUUUUGUAUUUUUCUUGAUAGUAGCAUUCAGUGGCUGUGAGGUGGUAUCUAGUGGUUUUGAUUUGCAUUUCCAUGAUGAUUUGUUUUUAUAGUACAAUUUGUAUAGCAUUGAGUUUCACUUACUAGUAACUUGUACUUUGUAGCUUGCUGUCUAUAUUGGUAUCAAUGAAUAUGGAAUCAGUGUCCACUGAUACCAAAGUACCUCUUUUUAGUUAUGAAAUUUCAUACCUCUGGAGACUUAGGAGAAUAUUAUUACGUAACUAGAAUUUAAGAUUUCCCUCUGGAUUUGAGAGUCAAUGUGCUGUAUUCACAUGAAUUAAAUACUAGUAUAUUUUUGAUACAAGACCACUUAAAAAUUACUUUCAAUAAGUAUAAAAUGAAAAGAUCCCCUCACUCCACCCCCAAAUAAAUGACCAUGUGAAAUUGGAAUGUCUUACACACCUGCAUUUCUUAAAUUCUGGAAAAUAAUGAAGAACAGAUAGAAUGCCCAAAUGCUGUUUUCUUAGGUCCCGUUCAGCGUCAACACAGAACAUUGGUUUUAAAUGCCUCUGAACUCUCAACACUUUUCAAAUGGUAGAGUUGAGGUGUUUGAGAAUACACUGAGAAUAGUGGCAGUCCUUUUUAUACUCAGCAGAACAAAAGGGUUUUCCCUGCACUUGAUUUUGCCAUCUUGUUUUUAUUAUUUAUUAUUUAUAAGGUGGCUGGGACUGAUUGUAAAGCCCUACUGGUUUUGGCAUUAUAAGUAGUAUGUUGGUUAUAGAAAAAGUAGAAGAUACAGACAGGUGUAAAGAAGAAAAUGCAAGUAGAUUUUACCUGUACCAUUAUCUUAGAACACCACUAUUAACAUUUUGGUAUAUGCCCUUCUAGACUUUUUUACAUGCACAUAUGUACUUACACUUACACAUUUACAAAUUAACAUUAAAAAAUCUGACAAUGAAAAGAUACUUUUAUUCUUCCAAGAUGAAUCAUGUGAAACUCAGAUACCUAUUUUUUUUUUUAAUUUAUUUUUAUUACUUUUGGUUGUGUUGGGUCUUUGUUGCUUUGCAUGGGCUUUCUCUAGUUGUGGUGAGUGGGGGCUAGUCUUCAUUGUGGUGUACAGGCUUCUUAUUGCGGUGGCUUCUCUUGGGGAGCACCGGCUCUAGGUGCGAGGGCUUCAGUAGUUGCAGCAGGCGGGUUCAGUAGUUGUGGCAAACAGGCUUAGUUGCUCUUCGGCAUGUGGUAUCUUCCAGGACCAGGGAUCGAACCGUGUUCCCUGCAUUGGCAGGCUGAUUCUUAACCACUGCACCACCGGGGAAGUCUGACACCUAUUUUCUAAAACAAAAAUUGACAAAGAAUGGAAGACAUUUUCUAUCAUGUAGUGCUUGAGAGUAAGCUUCAUGUUUAAAGGAUUAAACCAGGAGCCUGGGGAUAAAAGGAUGUUUUUGAGCAUGCUGAUAAAUAUUAUAACUAUUUAUAAAUAAUAUAAAUACUAUAUUAAAACCAUAAGAUGACCAACAGAGCAGCACAGUUGGCCAUUUCUGAAGAGAAUGUCUAAUUUUGCCACUGACAAAAUAAUGUCAGUUAAUUUUUUUUAAUUUCAAGCAUUGAGAUGUGUUUCAUUAAAUGUAAAGGACUGAAUAAGGAAAUCUCUGGAGUUCACAAUUAUAUCUUCAUUAGAAAAGACAGUUAUGCAUAAUUCUACCAUGAAAACCCAACACUUCAAUGUAUUUCCUUUCUGUUUUAAUACAAGUGCAUAUACAUAUAUUACUUCAUAUUUGGCUUUUUUUGAAUAUAAAAUUAUUUGUGUUUCUAUUGUACAGUCUUUGUUAAUACCCAUUUAAAUAGCUG
This is a messenger RNA of Hippopotamus amphibius kiboko, 4799 nucleotides long. RefSeq names its product methyltransferase 9, His-X-His N1(pi)-histidine (gene METTL9). Gene Ontology annotation, molecular function: protein-L-histidine N-pros-methyltransferase activity. The transcript has 6 exons. The record is from RefSeq and is a predicted model, not a curated record. Bases 250 to 1206 code for a protein of 318 amino acids. Lineage: Eukaryota; Metazoa; Chordata; Mammalia; Artiodactyla; Hippopotamidae.